AGAAAAAAAAAAAAUCUAAAUAGAUAGACUGAUUUCAAGAGAGGGCGCCAUAGAAAGGAAUAGAGAUAGUGAUGGAGAACGCAAAAGCAGCGCCUACGGGUUGUUUCAAAUGCGGACGACCAGGUCACUGGUCUCGUGACUGUCCUUCAUCCUCCCAGUCCCUCCCAUCAAAUUCUAAUGACACAAGCGCCGCUGUUAAUCUUUCAAAAUCGGUUACCCAGGAGAAGCCCAAGAAAGUUUCGAGGGCCAGGCCUAAACUUACCCCUGACCUUCUUCUUUCCGACGAUGGCCUUGGUUUUGUCCUUCGCCACUUCCCUCGCGCCUUCAAAUAUCGGGGUCGUGGCCAUGAGGUUAGUGAUUUGGGGAGCUUAAUUGGCUUAUACAGUGAGUGGCACUCUCAUUUGCUGCCUUAUUACUCGUUUGAUCAGUUUAUACAGAAGGUGGAACAAGUUGCUGCCUCAAAGCGUGUAAAGAUGUGUGUUAGAGAUUUAAGGGAGCGAAUUGCUGCUGGAGGGGAUCCAACAAAGUUGCAUGAAUCUCCGGUUGAUAAUAAUGGUCAAACUUUUGAACAAGCACCUGAUGAGGCUGUGAGCGCUGACGGAGCAUUUCAUCACCAUCAAGAUCCAUCUUCUAACACUGAUGCUGCUGAUGAUAUUCAUAAAGACCUACUUGAUGAGAUUUACAAGAAAGCUACUGAAAGUAGGAUGGUUGGUGAGGAUGUUGUUAAUGGUAGCUCUAGAAAUGGAUCAAUAAGUGAAGUGGGGAAUAAUGGAGGUAGUGGCAGGGAUGAAGUUGAGAUCACAGAGGAACAGAAAGCUCGAAUGGAAGCUAACAGGUUGAAGGCAUUGCAGAGAGCCGCUGCUAAAGCUUGCCCAUCGCAAGCAUCUUGACCGUUUCUUUUUUCAUAUGCCAAUAUGUGAAUGUGAUCCAUCUUUUUCUCCAGCUUUCUCCCUUGCUCACAUUGAAUUUUGUAUGUAUCUUGUGUUUAAUCUCUUGUUUCACUAUCAAUGAAAACCUCAAACAGACAACAUUAAAAGGACUUAAUUUUUCACUCCUUUGAAGGAGCUUUGCUAGCA
Molecule: messenger RNA, 1076 nt
Organism: Mangifera indica (mango)
Lineage: Eukaryota; Viridiplantae; Streptophyta; Magnoliopsida; Sapindales; Anacardiaceae
Product: TIMELESS-interacting protein
Exons: 5
Coding region: 72-890 (272 amino acids)
Biological process (GO): DNA damage response; DNA replication checkpoint signaling; replication fork arrest
Cellular component (GO): replication fork protection complex; nucleus
Molecular function (GO): DNA binding; zinc ion binding
Source: RefSeq, a predicted model, not a curated record